AUGAAGGCUGAGAGGAAGAAGGUCCCUGAUGUGUAUCAACACGACGCCGAUCUGUACUCCAUAUCCCAUGAUGCUCUCUGUGUGUCCCCCAUCAGGCCCCGUGGAGGCAGUGGCGGCUCCGGAGGCCCCAGGAAGCAGAAGGAGCUGCCGUCGGAGCCCCCGUUCACGGCGUUCGUGGGUAACCUGCCGUUCAACACGGUGCAGGGAGACAUCGACAUCAUCUUCAAAGAGCUCAACAUCCGCAGCGUCCGAUUGGUCAGAGACAAAGACACAGACAAGUUCAAAGGUUUUUGUUAUGUCGAGUUUGAAGACUUGGAAUCUCUAAAAGAAGCGUUGACGUACGACGGCGCCCUGCUCGAGCAGAGGUCACUGAGGGUGGACAUCGCAGAGGGGCGCAAGCAAGAGCGAGGGGGCGGAGCCUUCGGCUACAGGAAAGACGACGCUAGAGGACGAGGAGGUCCUCGAGGAGGUUCCAGAGGAGGAGGAGGAGGACGGGACUCCCGCGAUGACUACGACCAGCCCGGAGGAGGUGCGGACAGAGAGUUCGGCAGCUCAGCAGGAUUUAGAGAUGAUGACUUCAUGGGAGGGCGGAGUCGAGGCGGCAGUGGCGGUGGUGGCGGUGGUGGCAGUCGCCCCGGUGACCGAAGGGGGGGAGGUGCAGGACCUGGUCGCUUCAGAGACGGACCCCCCCGCGGAGGAGCGACAGACUUCAGGGAACCGUCUGAAGAGGAGCGUGCACAGCGGCCUCGCCUGCAGCUGAAGCCUCGGACCGUCUCUGAGCCGCUCAACCAGGUCGCCAACCCGAACUCUGCCAUCUUUGGUGGAGCCAAGCCACGAGAGGAGUCCUGAUUCAUUUAAAUCAGCACCACAUACUCCUGACCAGACGGUGGCACUAACGCGUCGUGUCCCCAACAGAAAAGAAGAAAAUUUCAAGUUUUUUUUUGUUGCUGUUUUGUUGAUUUCAGUUCAUGUAGAAGCUGACUGCCACCUUUUGUAACAUUGAUUAAAAACAAACCAACAAAAACAAGUUUCUGACCAUCCAAGUCCAAAUUCUUCUCGUCCAGUGAAGUACUCUCUUCUGUCUGUAGUUCAAACUGUAAUCUGUGCAUACUGAACCUGGUCCAGGUGAAUGUUUUCAGGUGCGUCAGUGUGGAUCAGGAUCCGGAUCGGGUCUGUAGAGGAUCGGGUGAUCGGGAUUUGAAGCUUCAGUCGGUGGUUUUCGGUCGCUUUGAGAACGUUUGUGUCGCUGAUAAACAGUUUUAUUUGCUUGACUGUACUAUAGAAUAAAAUCGGCUGUUUUAACUUUUUUUUUCCUUUUUUUGUUCAUUUUUUUCCUACACUGUUUAUGGCAAUAAAACUAUCAUCAUACAUCAA
Larimichthys crocea (large yellow croaker) is the source of this 1374-nucleotide messenger RNA. RefSeq names its product eukaryotic translation initiation factor 4h (gene eif4h). Gene Ontology annotation, molecular function: RNA binding. NCBI's taxonomy places the organism in Eukaryota, Metazoa, Chordata, Actinopteri, Sciaenidae. The transcript is spliced from 8 exons. The record is from RefSeq and is a predicted model, not a curated record. Bases 1 to 849 code for a protein of 282 amino acids.